AGGCUCCAACAGUCGGAAUAAAAAGAGGGUCGGGACACAGCACUUGACGUCUCUUCUCGAUCCCAAACUCAGCACCACAAACCCACACCAAGGUCCGUGCAAAAACCCCAACUUUAUCACUCUCAACCGAGAACAAUGCCUCCCAAGGCAGCGAAAGGUAAAGAAGCGCCAGCAGAGAGACCUAUCCUUGGUCGAUUCUCAUCCCACCUCAAGAUUGGAAUUGUGGGAUUGCCGAAUGUUGGCAAGUCUACUCUUUUCAACACACUCACAAAGUUGUCAAUACCUGCAGAAAAUUUCCCUUUCUGUACCAUUGAGCCUAAUGAGGCCCGUGUUCAUGUCCCUGAUGAGAGAUUUGAGUGGCUUUGUCAGUUGUUCAAGCCAAAAAGCGAGGUUUCAGCUUUCUUAGAAAUCCAUGAUAUAGCUGGACUUGUUAGAGGUGCGCAUCAAGGACAAGGGCUGGGCAACAGUUUCUUAUCACAUAUUCGUGCUGUUGAUGGGAUUUUUCAUGUACUUCGAGCAUUUGAAGAUCCUGAUAUCGUCCAUGUUGAUGACACUGUGGAUCCUGUGAGGGAUUUGGACGUUAUUAGUGCAGAGUUACGACUAAAGGAUGUGGAAUUUAUCGAGAGGAGGAUAGAGGAUGUUGAAAAGAGCAUGAAGAGGAGCAAUGACAAGCAGUUAAAGAUAGAGCUUGAGCUUUGUCAAAGGGUCAAGGCAUCGCUUGAGGAAGGUAAAGAUAUUCGUCUAGGGGACUGGAAAGCUGCUGAUAUUGAGAUACUAAAUACUUUUCAACUGCUUACUGCCAAACCUGUUGUUUACUUGGUUAACAUGAAUGAGAGAGAUUACCAAAGAAAGAAGAACAAGUUUUUGCCAAAGAUUCAUGCUUGGGUACAGGAACACGGUGGUGAACUAAUUAUUCCUGUCAGCUGCUCAUUAGAGAGGAGUCUUGCUGAUAUGCCACCAGAUGAAGCGGCAAAGUAUUGUGAGGGGAACAAGGUACAAAGUGGCCUUCCAAAGAUCAUAAAGACUGGGUUCUCUGCAAUUAAUCUCAUUUACUUUUUUACUGCUGGCCCUGAUGAGGUGAAGUGCUGGCAAAUAAGACGGCAGACAAAGGCUCCUCAAGCUGCAGGGGCUAUCCACACUGAUUUUGAGAAAGGAUUUAUUUGCGCUGAGGUCAUGAAAUUUGAAGACCUGAAGGAACUUGGUAGUGAGUCAGCUGUCAAGGCUGCUGGAAAGUACAAACAAGAGGGAAAAACAUAUGUUGUCCAAGAUGGUGACAUAAUAUUUUUCAAAUUUAACGUUUCUGGUGGUGGAAAGAAGUGAGAUUCAGUGCCGGUAUGAUUGCUAUGAAUUUUAACUUGGUGAAAUGUUACACUGAUUCUCUCUUUGAAUAGAGAAUAUUUGUAUCCCCCUUUUCCGCAGUUUGUAUAAACUCUGGCUUGAUACAGUUAAAAAGUAUUGCUAAAACUUGUCAGUUCCGUCGUCGGGAUAUAGGGCUCUGUCAUAUGCAGUUUUGAUGAUUGAGAUUCUACAUUAUUUCUUUUCUGUAUGGAUUAUGAAUCAAUGAUCCCGAUCAAUAUACUUUUUGGUAUCUUUUCUGCA
Tripterygium wilfordii is the source of this 1599-nucleotide messenger RNA. Its product is annotated as obg-like ATPase 1. Gene Ontology annotation, molecular function: GTP binding; ATP binding; ATP hydrolysis activity. The record is from RefSeq and is a predicted model, not a curated record. The transcript has 12 exons. Gene Ontology annotation, cellular component: cytoplasm. Lineage: Eukaryota; Viridiplantae; Streptophyta; Magnoliopsida; Celastrales; Celastraceae. Bases 136 to 1320 code for a protein of 394 amino acids.